CAACAACUUCACUAUUUAAUAUUCCAUAUAGUGAACAUCAAUCACAUAUUAAAAAUUUAUUUAUAUUUAUAAUAUUUUUUAAUUUAAAUAUUAUAUAAUUUUUUUUUUUAUUAUUAUUUAUUUAUUGUUAUUUUUAUUUUUUUUAUUAUUAUUAUUUAUUUCCAAUAAAUAAUUUAUAUAUACAUAUAUUAAAAAAUGCCAGAAAGAGAAGUAGCUAAAAUUGCAGUACCAUCAAAAGAUAAUAAAAAACCAGAAGAUGACAAAGAUAAAGAAAAUACCACAUCAACACAACAACCAAAAAAAGAUCAAAAAAAGAAAGAUAAAAAAGAAGAUACCUUAUCACCAGAAGAUGAAAAAUUAAAGAAUGAUUUAGAAAUGUUAGUUGAAAGAGUUAAAGAUGAAAAUUCUGAAAUUGUUUUAGCUUCAUUAGAGGCCUUAAAAUCCGAAAUUAGAUCAUCAACUUCAUCAAUGACUUCUGUACCAAAACCAUUAAAAUUCUUAAGAGUUCAUUAUCAAACUUUAGUUGAAAUUUAUAGCAAUUUAAAAGAAGGUAAACCAAAGACUUUAUUAGCUGAUAUUUUAUCAGUACUUGCUAUGGCAAAUGGUAAUGAAGAAAGAGAUACACUUAAAUAUAAAUUAUUAGGAUCAGGAGAAGCUAUUGCUGCAUGGGGUCACGAGUAUGUUAGACAUUUAGCCACAGAAAUUGGUGUAGAAUAUGAUAUCAGAAAAGAAGAAAGUCAAUCAGUUGAAGAUUUACUCAAAUUAGUCGAUGAAAUUGUCCCAUUCCAAAUGACACAUAAUGCCGAACCAGAAGCUUGUGAUCUCUUACUCGAAGUUGAACAAUUAACCAAAAUCUUUAAUUAUAUCGAUGAAAACAAUUAUCAACGUGUUUGUUUAUAUCUCUUCAAAUGUUCAUAUUAUGUUCCAGGUCCAGAUGAUGUCAACAUCUUAAGAGUAUGCAUUGAAAUCUACCUUAAAAUGAAACAAUACCCAGAAGCUUUACGUGUUGCAAUGAAAAUCUCUGAUCAAGAGUUAAUUACCUCCAUUUUCAAAUCUGUUGAAGAUAAUCAAUCUAUGUUACAACAAUUAUCAUUUUUAGCAGCAAGACAAAGAAUUGUACCAGAAAACUUUAAUUAUGACACAGUUUCUGAUAUUAUUAAUAAUAUUAAAUUAAGUGAAUACUUUUUAAAUUUAGCAACUGAUCUCGAUAUUAGAGAACCAAAAUUACCAGAAGAAAUUUUCCAAUCACAUUUAGAUUCAACAUCUGUUGUCGCAGAUUCUGCCAGAAUGAAUUUAGCUUCAUCAUUUGUUAAUGCAUUUGUUAAUGCUGGUUUUGGUAAAGAUAAAUUAAUGACUGCUGAAGAAGAUACAAAAUGGUGGUUCAAGAAUAGAGAAUUAGGUAUCUUAUCAACUGUCGCUUCUACUGGUAUGGUAGUACUUUGGGAUAUUGAUGGUGGUUUAACAAAGAUUGAUAAAUUCCUUUACUCCCAAGAAAAGCACUGUAGUAAUGGUGCUCUUAUGGCUAUUGGUAUGCUUGCUUGUGGUAUUCGUUCAGAUAUGGAUCCAGCCCUUUCCUUAUUAGCCGAACACAUUAAAUCACCAAAUACAAAUACUCGUAUCUCUGCCAUCUUUGGUUUAGGUUUAGCUUAUGCUGGUACUCAAAGACAAGAUUUAAUGGCUCUCUUAUCACCAUGUCUUGAUGAUGACAAAGAAAAAAUGGAAUUCAUUGGUGUUGUCGGUUUAGCUUUAGGUUUAAUUUUCAUUGGCAGUUGCGAUCCAGAGCUUUCAACUCUUUUUGUUCAAACUCUUAUUACAAGAGGUACCGCUGCCUCCGAAUCACAUUCCCGUUUCCUUCAUUUAGGUCUUGGUCUUUUAUAUCUUGGUAAACAAGACGCUGCAGAAUUAGCUCUUGAAACCCUCAAAGCUAUUGAAGGUAAAGGUGGUGAAUAUGCUCGUCUUACUGUUGAAGCUUGUGCCUAUGCUGGUACUGGUAAUGUAUUAAAAGUUCAAAAUAUGCUCCAUUUCUGUAGCGAUGGCACUGAAAACCCACACCACGGUCUUGCCGUCCUUUCAAUCGCUUUGAUUGCCAUGGGUGAAGAAUUAGGUUCAGAUAUGUGUCUCCGUAUGUUUGAUCAUCUCCUUCAAAAGGGUAAUGUUCACAUUAAAAGAGCUAUCCCAUUAGCUUUAGGUCUUUUAUCACCAUCAAAUCCACGUAUUGCCAUCAUGGAUAUUUUAAGUAAAUUAUCACACGACAAUGACAAUGAAGUUGCUCAAGGUGCAAUCCUCGCUUUAGGUUUAAUUGGUGCUGGUACAAAUAACGCUCGUAUUGGUGGUAUGUUAAGAGCUUUAGCUGUAUUUUAUGCUAAAGAUGUCCAUUUAUUCUUUGUUCGUAUCGCUCAAGGUCUCUUACAUAUGGGUAAAGGUACCAUGACUAUCAAUCCAUACCAUUCAGAUCGUUCAUUAAUGUCACCAGUUGCUGCUGGUGGUCUUUUAGCCCUUUUACAUGCCGCUUUAGAUAUCAAAAAUAUUCUUUCCACUCAAUCACAUUAUUUAUUCUUCUCUUUAGUUUGUUCAAUGAAUCCACGUAUGUUAAUGACUGUUGAUGAAGACCUUAAACCAUUACCAGUUAGUGUUCGUGUUGGUCAAAGUGUCGAUACUGUUGGUCUUGCUGGUAAACCAAAGACUAUUACCGGUUUCCAAACUCAUACCACCCCAGUUUUACUUGGUUAUAAUGAACGUGCAGAAUUAGCCACCGAAGAUUAUAUUCCAUUAACUAAUAUUUUAGAAGGUAUUGUUAUUUUAAAAAAAAAUGAUCAAGCUUCAACUUCACCAAAAAUGACUAAAUAAUUUAAUUAAAUAAUAAUAAUAUAAAUUAAAAAAAAAAAAAAAAAAAAAAAACCAAAAAUCAAAACAAAACAAAUAUAAAUGUAAAUUUAAUUUUUUUUUAUAAAAUAUAAAUAAUAAAAAAUAAUAUAUUUUUUUUAAAAAAAAAAAAAAAACAAAGUA
Molecule: messenger RNA, 3006 nt
Organism: Dictyostelium purpureum
Lineage: Eukaryota; Evosea; Eumycetozoa; Dictyosteliales; Dictyosteliaceae
Product: 26S proteasome regulatory subunit S2
Exons: 3
Coding region: 196-2847 (883 amino acids)
Biological process (GO): proteasome-mediated ubiquitin-dependent protein catabolic process; regulation of protein catabolic process
Cellular component (GO): proteasome complex; proteasome regulatory particle, base subcomplex; nucleus
Molecular function (GO): enzyme regulator activity
Source: RefSeq, a predicted model, not a curated record